GCCAAACUUUUCCGCCUAUGUGAACUUCCUCAUUGGCAGCGCUAGCUAAAAAAGUGUCCAACUGUCCAGCGAAGUCAAGCGUCCCACAGUUUGUCCUCUCGCUUUGUUUCCGAGAUGUCGAAGCCUCCUCCUAAACCGGCCAAGCCUGGCCAAGUCAAGGUGUUUAGAGCGCUGUUCACCUUCGACCCCAGAACACCAGAUGAGUUGUACUUUGAAGAAGGAGACAUUUUGUACAUCUCAGACACGAGUGACAGUAACUGGUGGAAGGGGACAUGUAGAGGAAGGACGGGACUAAUUCCGAGUAACUACGUGGCAGAACAAGCUGAAUCUAUCGAUAAUCCGAUGCAUGAAGCAGCCAAACGAGGCAACAUAAGCUGGCUGAGGGAAUGUCUGGACAACAAGGUUGGAAUCAACGGGCUGGAUAAGGCAGGAAACACUGCCCUCUACUGGGCAUGUCACGGUGGACAUAAAGAUGUGGUGGAGUUGUUGCUAAGCCAGCCCAGCGUGGAGGUCAACCAGCAGAAUAAACUUGGAGACACACCGUUGCACGCUGCUGCCUGGAAAGGUUAUUCUGAUAUCGUGGAAAUGCUGCUGAACAAGAAUGCGAGGACGGACAUCAGAAACAACGAGAAUAAACUAGCUCUCGAGAUGGCCACCAAUGCUCAGUGUGCUUCACUCCUCAAAAGGAAGCAGGGAACCAGUUUCACCCGCACACACAGCAACGCUGAAGAGUAUUUGGACGAUGAAGACUCCGACUGAGCCCUUCCCAACCCAGUUAUGAAACAUCUUCAUCGUUUUCCAUCACUUUUGUGGAGUUGGAACAUAAGUUUUACUCCAGGCUUAAAAUGGACUUGCUGUCACUGCAACUCCAUUCUAGGUCAGAUAUUUGGCUCAAAAACACUUUAGUUCUCAGCCCUCCACAUCCUUGUCAGUGUGAGUUUCAAAACCCUGAUUUUAAUCCGGUUAGCGGUUUUCCUGUUUGCCAGGAAUUUGUCUCAGAGCAUCAGGAGCAAACGCACUGAGGGCAGAAUGGAGGAAAAUGACCAAAGCUUCUAAAGAGACACAUUCCAAACACAGAUUAUUAUAUUUAACCUAUUAAGAUGGAAGUGCCAGUGCAGAUUAAAAGAUUUAAUCUCAUCACAACUUUGUACAUUUAAGCGGCAAAUUACUGGUGUAUUUAACCGAGAGGUUGGCAGAUGUUCUUUGUGAUGUGGCUCUAUGGGCUUAAAUGGGUAAACAGUCUUGCAUGACGGUAAUCAGUUACUGUUCUGGUCUGUUGGAACAUUUCCAGUGGCGGCACGGAUCUGCUCUCAGAUCCGUGUCGCUGAAGAACUCAUCUGAAACACUCUAAUCUCUUCUGCGUUUGAUGGUUGGUUUCUGUCAUGGGAGCAAAUUUCAGAUUAACAAAGAUCUUUUUUUUAAGUGCCUUAAUUAUGUGUGUGUGUGUGUGUGUGUGUGUGUGUGUGUGUGUGUGUGUGUGUGUGUGUGUGUGUGUGUGUGUGUGUGUGUGUGUGUGUGUGUGUGUGUGUGUGUGUGUGUGUGUGUGUGUGUGUGUGUGUGUGUGUGUGUGUGUGUGUGUGUGUGUGUGUGUGUGUGUGUGUGUGUGUGUGUGUGUGUGUGUGUGUGUGUGUGUGUGUGUGUGUGUGUGUGUCUUGAUUUCUGCUCGUUUCAGUCUGCAAUAAAAAAAAUUCCAAUGUCAUAAAAACAUUUUUUAAAUCUUUAAUGUUUGACAUGAAAUAAAAAUACCUAUAUAUUUAAAA
This is a messenger RNA of Nothobranchius furzeri (turquoise killifish), 1760 nucleotides long. It is a transcript of the gene ostf1, whose product is annotated as osteoclast stimulating factor 1. The record is from RefSeq and is a predicted model, not a curated record. Gene Ontology annotation, molecular function: protein binding. Lineage: Eukaryota; Metazoa; Chordata; Actinopteri; Cyprinodontiformes; Nothobranchiidae. Gene Ontology annotation, biological process: signal transduction.